UCUUAAAGUCUCACAUUUUUAAUUAAUCUUUAUUGAGCAGACGUGGACUAAUUAGCGGACAUGGUGCAAUACCGGACAGGUGUUACUCGAUUUAUCCGGGAAUGUCCAUAAUCUUUCUCCAUUCGCAAUUUAUUUCGGGUUUUAUCCUGCGAAUGUGCCCUUUGCCCCUUUAUUUACGCACUGAACUGCGCCAUUCUGAAUGCCCUUGCCGUCUUUAGCUCUCCGUCGUGUGUUCCCCGCACAGAGGUAUCUGGAGACCGCUUCCUCAGCUCGCUGCGAGUGAGGCGCAUACAAAAGUUGCAGCGGUCGCGCAGCUCGUGCGUUAGCUAGCGCGCUCGAGUUCUCAAACGAGCCGUCCGUCUUAAGUAUGAAAACGGCUUAUAUUCGCUGUUGACAGCCUGUAUACGGUGGCACAGAGGGAAUGACAUAAGCUAGUGUUCACACGGAGUGACCGUUUCUGCUUCGACCGCGUACAACCGAAGCGGCGGUAGUUGUAUGCUCGGUGACAUUAGCGUCACUGUCAGCUCGUUCGUCGAUUUUGGCGCGGGUUUUAUUCAGCGUUUGUUGUGUUCGCAUGGCUGAAGGGUAACUUGUACUGGAGUUUUUGGUUGGAGGGGCGUUUACCGUGUUGAAGCUAGCAGGAGCAUUUUGACGGGUAGAGCACGGGCUGUCGGGAGUUUGACAAGCAGCUUAUGUAAUGCUGGCGAUUCCCCGCUCGACCGCAACAGACGAACAAACAGCGGGUAACGUUAUUCAGUGCGACGAAGUUUAUUUCGUGACACGACUUGUAGGCGUCGUCAUUACGGUGCAUUUCUGUGUGAGUUGUUUUUGCGACUGAAACACUGCUGCGCGUCUUGUACUAAUCUAUCGAACAUGCGGGAAGUUCAACGAAAAGCUACCAUCUGAACGCUUAAACCGCUUUGGACUUGUAAAGGAUUAAGAUAUGGACGGUGAACAAAAACGCAGCAGUAACACUGCUGAGAAUUUAACUUUGGAGGAUUGUAUCGAGAGAGGCUUCGUGCCUGAUAUUGGUGUCAAUGUGUCCGCUUUAAAUACGUCAAAAGAUUUCUCGAAUGGACAGAGCGGUAGUGACGCUCAAAGAAAUCUCUCAGUGGCAGAUCCAUCCUUAAUGGGACGUAACAUACAAGAACCAGAUGUUACGGCAUUUAAACCUUUCAGAAUGCAGCACCAGCAAAAGAUAAAAGAGCCCCUCAUUGGGGAGAACUUUUCGCUCUUGGACGAGAGCAUUGCAGACUUAAAUCGUGGUUCUGGCAUCCAGGCCCCUGACACUUUCACAAUGAAAAUGGAGCGGUUUUCCCCGAUAGGGAAAGAUAGGCUGGACUUUCCAUCCUAUAGCCACCUGGAUAAGGAAUUGGAUGGUAAUGAGAGAGUGAUUGGAGACAACACCAUUGACAUCCUUAAGGAUCUGGACUUGCCUGACUCCCUAUCUGACCUGAAUGAGCUCUACGUUGCCGACGAGGCUGCCUUUCUUUCCUCGUUGGCUGUGGAUGAUGCCCUGCUGGGAGAGAGCAACUUUCUGAAGGAUACCAGCCCUGUUGUCACUGGCAACAGUGCAGCCUACACAAAUGUGAACGGCAUGGGGAAACGGCAGCAGAUGGUAGAAGCCAGUGUCAACAUGCCGGUCAUAAAGACAGAGAAAGACACAGACUUUAUCCAGCUGUGUACACCGGGUGUCAUCAAACAGGAGAAUGAGAGGCGGAGCUACUGUCAGAUGUCAGGGAUGGGUGUGCCUCACGGUGGGCCCGCCACUUUGGGAGAUAUGAGCGGACAGGGAUACCACUAUGGAGCCAACACCGCCUCACCUGUGAGUGUACCAGAUCAGAAACCUCCUUUCGGCCUGUUUUCUCCCCUACCCAACUUAAGUGAUGGCUGGGUUCGAGGAAAUGGAUAUGGAGAUCCGUCUGGGAUGCAGAGAGCCAAUGAGACUGUACUUCCGUCCACCUAUCCAUACAGCAGCUCUUUGGCCAGGCCUGAAGCGAGCAGCUCCAGUUCGUCUGGAUCAGUCAAGCCUGGCGGAAACACCCAUAAGAUCUGCCUGGUGUGCUCCGAUGAGGCCUCUGGGUGUCAUUAUGGGGUGCUCACCUGUGGCAGCUGCAAGGUUUUCUUCAAAAGAGCUGUAGAGGGAUGGAGGGCACGACAAAACGCAGAUGGGCAGCACAACUAUCUCUGCGCUGGAAGGAAUGAUUGCAUCAUCGACAAGAUAAGAAGGAAAAACUGCCCGGCAUGCCGCUUUCGCAAGUGUCUUCAGGCCGGCAUGAACUUGGAAGCUCGAAAAAACAAGAAACUGAUGCGAUUACAGGGUCAUUCGUCCUCAAGUGAGCAGGCCCCAGCUCUGCCUGAAGAGCGCAUGUGUUCACUGGUGCCCAAAGCCAUGCCCCAGCUGGUGCCCACCAUGCUGUCCCUGCUCAAAGCCAUUGAGCCUGAGAUCAUUUACGCGGGUUAUGACAGCACCAUCCCGGACACCUCCACCCGCCUCAUGACCACACUUAACCGUCUGGGAGGCCGUCAGGUCAUCUCUGCAGUCAAGUGGGCCAAAGCCCUUCCUGGCUUCAGAAACCUGCACCUGGAUGACCAGAUGACGCUGUUGCAGUGCUCCUGGCUCUUCCUCAUGUCCUUCGGCUUGGGCUGGAGAUCCUACCAGCAGUGUAACGGAGACAUGUUGUGUUUCGCUCCAGACCUCGUCAUAAAUGAGGAGAGGAUGAAACUACCCUACAUGAAUGACCAGUGUAGCCAGAUGCUGAAGAUCACCAAUGAGCUGGUCAGGCUGCAGGUGUCCAAUGACGAGUAUCUCUGCAUGAAAGUGCUCCUCCUCCUCAGCACAGUACCAAAGGACGGCCUUAAAAGCCAAGCUGUGUUUGAUGAAAUCCGCAUGUCGUACAUCAAGGAGCUGGGCAAAGCCAUUGUUAAACGCGAGGAGAACUCCAGCCAGAACUGGCAGAGGUUCUACCAGCUCACUAAGCUUUUGGACUCAAUGCAGGAGAUGGUGGAGGGGCUUCUCAACUUCUGUUUCUACACAUUUGUGAAUAAAUCUCUGAGCGUGGAGUUUCCUGAGAUGCUGGCGGAGAUCAUCAGCCAUCAGCUACCAAAAUUUAAAGACGGGAGUGUCAAGCCUCUUCUGUUCCAUCAGAAAUGACAGCCUUAAGAUCAUAGAAAUGCCUUAACCCCACCCUUUUCUUACCAGCGCUAGUCCAGCCUGCCCGUUUCCCCCCAAACAUCCUGAAUGAACUGAGGAAUACAGUCGCUUUUGCUUGCUUCUCAGAGGAAAAAGGUGAAGUGCGCUCUUCAGAAAUGUUCAUGGAGCAGGAAACAGGACAAAGUCGUGUACUUGGAGCAGACGGAAUAUGACUUUGAGAAGUUAGGUUUUUAGUGAUAUGUUCUCCUUUUUUUUUUUUUUUUUU
Molecule: messenger RNA, 3419 nt
Organism: Sinocyclocheilus grahami
Lineage: Eukaryota; Metazoa; Chordata; Actinopteri; Cypriniformes; Cyprinidae
Product: glucocorticoid receptor-like
Exons: 10
Coding region: 944-3154 (736 amino acids)
Biological process (GO): nuclear receptor-mediated glucocorticoid signaling pathway; regulation of DNA-templated transcription
Cellular component (GO): nucleus
Molecular function (GO): sequence-specific DNA binding; zinc ion binding; nuclear glucocorticoid receptor activity
Source: RefSeq, a predicted model, not a curated record